CUGCAAAACUCACAGCGCCGUCCAUGAGCUCUGCUGAAAUAAAGACACACAAAAGAGAGAAAUCAGUCACUACAGACAGACUGCUACAUUAAAGACGAAUCAACCUGAGUAAAUCAUCAGAGACGAAUCAAAAGCUCACUUCUUCCUUGUUUUCUCGACGCCCUUGUUAUUUGCUUUCAGUUUAGUGUAAGCGCAAUGCCAACCAGGAAAUACCUGAACACCUUGCUCACUGCUAGCCCUGGCCUUUCAGCAUUUGCAUUGAGCUGUCAAAAGAAACUGAAACUAUUUCUAAAUCAAUAACUGUAGAUAUGUAUAUGGUAGCUAUUUUCUCCCAGUUUGCAAAAUAAAAAAAAAAAAAAAAGGAAAACAAAGUUGGACACGGUUAUAUAUUGGUGGAGAAGUUGUACCAACGUUACCAUAAUGUUUUAAACUGAACUAAUUACUGUACCACACUCAAUAGGCUGUAUGCCAUAGCUUUAUUUUUAGGUUUUAUAGGCUAUUUAUGUUCACUUAUGUUCAUUAUAUGUUUUUAUUUUUAUAUUGUAUAACACCUGCACCAGGAGGCAUCAACAGCAUGAAUCCACGGACCCAACCUGCACUGUGUCAACAGGCACAUAUUGCGCCCCUUCAUACCAAAUAAGCAUUGUUUGAAUGCCACAGCCGAUGUGAGUAUUGUUGCAGACCAUGUGCGUCUGUUUAUGGCCACAAUUUACCCAUAUUAAAAUCCGCACUUCCAGUAUGAUAAUCCACCAUGUCACAAAGCACAUGUCGUUUCAAACUGGUUCCAGGAAAAUGACAGUAAGUUCAGUGUACUUCAAUGGCUUGCCCAUUCACCAGAUCUGAAUCCAAGAAAGCACCUUUGGAAUGUGGUAGAACGGGAGAUGUGCAGACAAAUCUGCAGCAACGUGGACCAGAAUCUCAAAGGAAUUUUUCCAAAACCCUUUGGAAUCCAUGCCACAAAAAAUUGAGGCUGUUCAGAGAGCAAAGGGGGUCCUACCCAUUAUCAGUAUUGUGUUCCUAAUAAAGUGGACACUGAGUAUACAUAACAAUAAAUCCCCCUUAAUUCAAUAGCGUAAAAUCUAUAUCCAAGUUAACUGGAUCACCUUUAGUCUAAGUGUAGGAGAGUUCAGUGAGCAGAGUAGACUGUGACUUAUGCAACACCAUCUGAGCACAAAGGCAGCGGGGUGCCACCAGGGCUAGUGGGGUGAAAGGUGAUGACAGUUCUAGGGGCCCACAGCCUAUGCGGGGCCCAAAAAAUUCCAAUUGUCCAUAGGCCCCUUGCUAUGACAAAAUUGUUGUAUGCAUAAUAAGCUAACAUACUAUUUGAAGCAGAAGUUAAGCAAAACCAAAAUCAUGCAAUAUUAAUAGAAUACAUUUCAAUUUCCCAACCAAUAUCCCCCAUCUAAAAAAAUGGUUCAGUCCACUGUUCAUGCAAUUGAAUGCGAUGAGCUAAUGUGAGCUGCCAUAUGACAAGAAAAUGUCUGUCCAAACAAACAAACAGAUAAAUAGACAAACUAAUUAAUUAAUUAAGUAAGUAAGUAAGUAAUAAAGGUUUCAAAAACAAAAGGGAAAAAGGAGAGAGUGGCAAGGAGUAUCGAAGGGGCCCAGAGGAUAUCCACUUUGUUUAGGAAGGUAGGUGUGUUUUAACUGAAAUGGCUAGUAGAUAGUGCUGUGCAUUCACUGUACAUGCUUCUGGUGUUUAGCAAAGGCCAUUAAAUAAUAAAUUACAUUAGCUAGCUCGUUUUAGCUACUGAGUAUGAAAUUAAAUGUUACUACAUUUAAAAAAAUAUUAUAAAGAGCAGUAAACAGUAAUAAAUGAAACAGUCAAUAUUUGGUGUGAUGAUCCUUCACAAAAAAAAUAGUAGUCUCAGUACAAUUUGUGCAGUUUUAUAAGGAAAUGAGCUGUAAGUGUUACUGAGCAUCUUGCAGAAGCAGCCACAGUUCUUCUGGAGACUUUGACUGUCAUACUUGCUUCUUAUUUUUGCAGCAAAACCCAGCAGCCUCCAUUAUGUUUUGUUGUCUGAAAAGCGGUCUCUUAUGUAAUAUGCUGCUUUCUUUACUGACAUACAAGGACGAAAGCAAUGGAUGUCCUAUAUAUAUAUAUACUGGAUGUCCUUUCUUGGACCACUUUUGGUAGGUACUAACCACUGCAUACCGGAACACUCCACAAGACAUGCCGUUUUGGAGAUGCUCUGACACAGUCAUCUAGCUGUCACAAUUUGGCCCUUGUCAAAGUCACUAAGCUCCUUAUGCUUGGCCAUUCUUCCUGCUUCCAACACAUCAACUGAAUGUGAACUGACUGUUCACUUGUUGCCUAAUAUAUCCCACCCCUUGACAGGUGCCAUUGUAACGAGAUCAUCAAUGUCAUUCACGUCACCUAUCAGUGGUUUUAAUGUUAUAGCUGAUAUAUAUGUUAGAAAUAAAAAUAAAAAAGAAAUAAAAAUGUAACUGAGUGACAAUAAAGUGAAAAUGUUAAAAAAAAUGUAAAUUUAAACUAACUAAAAUGAAGUGUACACUCUAGUCUUUGAGGGGGCCCAGAAUUCCUAGCUACGGCCCUAGGUGCCAGGUUGUUUCACCCUACUCAGUGUCAAAACCGUCCAUUUGACCAAAAAUAAUCUGUAGCUGCAUUAUAAACCUACUCUAUCCUGCAGCCAAAUUCUAUUUCUUUAGCAAUAGUGUAACAGAUUGCUCUUCUCGUGGAAGUAGGUGGUUCAAUCUGGCAACCUGUGUGCGAGAAAGCAGCUACAGUGCAUCGUUUGACAGCAGAAGAAUUGUGCCAUUGUUAACAGGAGGAAAAUCCCCAUCUUCUGUGUGCUUACAGGACAUUUUCACUGAGACUGUCUUGCAUCUGCUUAUUAAUUGCUGUUAUAAAUGCUGAAAAUUAACCUCGACUGCCAUGUCUACCGUCCCUUAUCAGCCCAACACGUGUGUCCCAUUUUUCCAUUUUGCUUUCGUCCUUCUCUAAUCUAGCAUGUUAGCCUGGGAUGCAAAUAACCAAGAAACGUCCUGCAGCCAAUUAUUUGCAUGUACACAAAUCAUGAAGGCUUGAACAGGGCCACCAGGAGGGAGGUAUAAAUGUAUGGGCGCGCUCACCUGGCCCUCUAUGAGCAUGUCUGCAUAAGGCUUUUAAAUGGCUCACUGUAUCACUACUGCUGGACUAGAAAAGCAAAGUGACCUCCUGCAAACACAUUGUCGCCCGUAAGCCACAAGUCAUGAUGGAGACAGCAGAGUAUUCUAAGAGAGUGUACCAAGGCGUGAGGGUCAAGCACACAGUCAAAGACCUGCUAGCUGAGAAACGAUCAAGGCAAACGAAUGUACCACGAUUCAACGCUGCAGCCAGUUCCUCCCAGCCCGCUUUUGUACAAAUGCCAGGUGCUCACAUGCUUCCUGGAUACUACAGCAUGCGGAGGCCUUUCCUGCCCGAUUCCGAGCUGUGCCACCCAAUGAAGCAGUACUCUUCAGACUCAUAUUCUUCUGCCCUGGGCAGCAAGGCCUUCUCUUAUGAGCACUCGUCCAGCUACCCCUCUUUCAUCGACAGCUACUACCAGCCAGAUUCAUUUGGAGAUUACAGAAGUGCAACUGCUUACACAGCUGGCGGAGGGUCACUGUUUUCCCCAUCUGCACUGUCUACACUGCUGCCUUCUCUGUCCGGCGAGACAUCAUCGCAUCUGCUCCUGAGAGAUCCAUGGGAGCAGCCUUCAGAAGAUCACGUCAGUCAGCCCGAGGUUCUUUGCCCUGAAGGCACAGCCCCGGUGGCAGAUUCCCCGUCUCUGGGUGCUGAUUCGGGCAGCUCUUCUCCGUAUCGGCUUUCGACAAGCCGCAGCAGUGGAUCUGUCCCCUCCAGCUCCCAGCCUUACACUCUGCAUACACUGGAAGACGUCCAUUACCCGGCAGCCAGCUACAGCUCAGCCUCCAGCUACUCCUGCCCUCCAUACAUGACUAAUCCGGGCGAUCUGACCGUGGUGAAGAUGGCGUCAGUGACUUCAGAUGAGGCUGGCGGUGGUGUAGCGUCUCUCAGUGACACCACUGCUCAAGGAUGGGCCAAGGAUGAUGGAACCAACUCGUGGAUGUCCUAUGAGACAAGGAGAGCCUUUUAAAAGGCUCUGAAGCACUUAAAUGGAUGUAGAACUGAACUGAUGAAGAAGUUAGAACCUGAAAUAUGGCACCCAAAAACUGGUGGAUUUUCAGCGAAGUUCGCAAUAAGCAUAAAAGCCUAUAUUAAUGAGGUCCAUAGCUGUGAAACAGCUACUUUUUUUUUGUAGAUGUUAGGAAUUUUAUUUCAAGAUGACCUCAAAUGAAUACAGGUUCCUGUUGGAUUCAUUGACAGUUAUUAUGAAUAGCUCUAGCAAAUAACUUGUGGGAGGAUUUAGUAAUCAACAAUCUUUCAUUACUCUUUGUCUUUUAAGAAUGAUUGGUACUGACAUAUUAAACAUGCGUCAGACCAGACAUAUGCACCAAUAUGAAGGUUAUAGCCAUCACAGGUGAUAUUUUCUAAUAUAUGCUCAUACUGACAUUUUAGAUUCAUUACAUUUUAGCAUUUUAUAGAUGAUAAUAGAUCAAAUUAAACAGGUUCAACCACUGCAAAACUACACUCUCACCAUAAACUGCAUUUUCUCCUUCCUUGGACAGAUGCAAACAUGCCUGUCCAUCUGAAACUUGGGUUAAUUAUUAUAUAAUUAUUUUUAUAUUAUUACUGUUAAUACAUAUUUGUCACACAACAAUAGUAAACUGGUGUUGUGAUGGUAAAGAAAAAUUAUCUGCAUGUGUUCUAGUACUGUUGUGCAUCCCAGCAUUACAAGGGACUUCAUAGGACAGGUCACAGGUAGUUAAAGUAGUAGAAACAUUGAUAGGUUUUGCAGUUCAUAUUGUUUGUCUUAUGUUCUUGUGUCAAGAAAACUAUCCGAGGAAAAUAAAAGACUUUUUGUUUAGUCACAAAUGAUGCAUGUGAUUUUUAGACACUUGUUUUCUCAGCACCAGACAUAUUUGCAUGUUCUGUGUCCGGGUCACACAAUCAGUAACAUGUUUUAAUAUGCCAUCUUUUUUUAUAUAGUGCAUUGUUUGUUGUCUUUUUUAUAUAGUGCAUAUGUUUUAGACCAGUGGUUCUCAAAGUGGGGUCCAGGGCCCUCAGGAGCUUGAUUUUUUAUUUAUUUAUUUUUUUUUUUUUUUCAUUACAGUAGUCGAAAUAACUACCACUGUUAUUAAAGUUAUUAUAUUUUUAUUGAAUCUUUAUCAUUAUUAGCCUGUUUGCCAGGACACUUGAUUUGAAUGAGUUUAAUCCCAAACCUCAAUAACUCAAAAACAAGCCGGCCUUAUAUGAGCCAGACAAAUAACCAGAAUGUUAUUGUACAUAUUUUUUUAAAAAAAUUGCCUUGAUGUUUAAAUAGUUGGAUGUUUAUAAAAUAAUUUAAAAAUGACUUCACAGUUAAAAGGU
This is a messenger RNA of Pangasianodon hypophthalmus (striped catfish), 5431 nucleotides long. It is a transcript of the gene pou2af2b, whose product is annotated as POU class 2 homeobox associating factor 2. Lineage: Eukaryota; Metazoa; Chordata; Actinopteri; Siluriformes; Pangasiidae. Bases 3213 to 4097 code for a protein of 294 amino acids. The record is from RefSeq and is a predicted model, not a curated record. The transcript is spliced from 5 exons. Gene Ontology annotation, molecular function: DNA binding; POU domain binding.